This is a messenger RNA of Periophthalmus magnuspinnatus, 1645 nucleotides long. RefSeq names its product cholinergic receptor, muscarinic 4a (gene chrm4a). The transcript has 9 exons. The record is from RefSeq and is a predicted model, not a curated record. Gene Ontology annotation, molecular function: G protein-coupled acetylcholine receptor activity. Bases 20 to 1645 code for a protein of 541 amino acids. Gene Ontology annotation, biological process: adenylate cyclase-activating adrenergic receptor signaling pathway. Gene Ontology annotation, cellular component: plasma membrane. NCBI's taxonomy places the organism in Eukaryota, Metazoa, Chordata, Actinopteri, Gobiiformes, Gobiidae.
UGCGUAAUUUGGAGACGAGAUGAGGAACCAAAGCGGCGAGGUGAUGGAUACUAUUCAACCCAUCUGGAACUUCAGCGACUCGUUCGCCAACCAAACCUCUGACCUCUUCUCCAACUCGUCCUGCAACCAGUCCACCAAUGACUCCUCCUCCUCCUCUUGCGCCGCCCCUGACGAUGGCUCGGCCUACGGGAGCUCUUACAAAACCGUGGAGAUGUUUUUUAUCGCCUUGGUUACCGGAUCCCUCAGCCUCGUCACCGUAACUGGAAAUAUCCUCGUCAUGCUGUCCAUCAAAGUCAACCGCCACCUCCAAACCGUCAACAACUACUUCCUGUUCUCGCUAGCUUGCGCAGACUUGAUCAUCGGGGUGUUUAGCAUGAACUUGUACACGGUUUACAUCAUCGUGGGGUACUGGCCGUUGGGUCCGGUGGUGUGCGACUUGUGGUUGGCGCUAGAUUACGUGGUCUCCAAUGCGUCGGUGAUGAAUUUGUUGAUUAUAAGUUUCGAUCGGUACUUCUGCGUGACCAAGCCGCUGACGUACCCUACCAGGAGGACUACAAAGAUGGCGGGGCUGAUGAUCGCGGCGGCCUGGAUCCUGUCCUUCAUCCUGUGGGCGCCCGCCAUCUUGUUUUGGCAGUUUAUCGUCGGGCAGAGGACGGUGCCACCUAGGGAGUGCUACAUACAGUUCCUGUCCAACCCCGCCGUCACCUUCGGGACCGCCAUCGCCGCCUUCUACCUCCCCGUGGUCAUCAUGACGGUCCUGUACAUCCACAUCUCCCUGGCCUCCCGCAGCCGAGUGUCCAAACAGAAGAGCGACAAGAAGGACAAGAAAACGCCAAACUUACUGAAGAACCACCUGUUGAAGCAGAACAACAACAACGAGCCCAGCCCGCCCCCCACCGCCUGCCCCGACUCCACCCCCAAACUGAGCCUGGACACCAGCACCUCGGCAGCAGACGCCCUGAAGAACGGGAGGCCGGGGGAGGAGGGGAGGGGACAGCAGGGGCCAUCAGCGCAGCCCAGCCCGAGACUAGCACAGGAGGAGAAGGAGAGCUCCAAUGACUCCACCACAGCCAUCAUCCCUCCUUCAGAGCCCAAAGACAACACCAACAACGAGGUGAGCUCCAAACUCCCAAGCGAAAAGGUCAACACCCUCAGCACAUCGACCCCAAACACCGCCGCCGGCAAAGUGAACGCUGCCUCCCGGUGGUCUAAGAUCAAGAUCGUGACCAAGCAGGCCGGAGACGAGUGCAUCACCGCUAUCGAGAUCGUCCCACCUGUAGAAGGCGCUGAGGGACACUCCAUCCCGAUCAGCAGACCCAGGACCGUGGCCCGGAAAUUCGCCAGCAUCGCCCGCAGCCAGAUGAAGAGGAAGAGGCAGAUGGCGGCCCGUGAGAAGAAGGUAACCAAGACCAUCUUCGCCAUCCUCCUCGCCUUCAUCAUCACGUGGACUCCUUACAACGUUAUGGUCUUGAUCUCCACGUUUUGCCAGUCGUGUGUGCCUGAUACCGUGUGGGCGAUCGGCUACUGGCUGUGCUACGUCAACUCAACCAUCAACCCGGCCUGUUACGCCCUCUGCAACGCUACGUUCAAGAAGACGUUCCGCAACCUCCUGCUGUGUCAGUAUAAGAACAUUGGCACCAGAUGA